AUGCAGCAGCCACAGUACCGCCCCUUCCCCAGCCAGGCGCCGCAGCGAUCUCCUGCACCCGCUGGCCAGUCGAGGAGAGGAAUCGCUCCCAUGGUAGCAGGCCCACACCAGCACCAGUUGACGCCGCAGCAGAUGGAGGUCCAGAAGCAGAUGCAGCAGCAGGCGCUCGAUCGCGCAAAGCUGAGAGCGAAGAAGCCGAUCGAUAGGAACCUCCCCGAGGGCGUCGAGGACUGCGUUAUUGGGGAUGGGGUGCAGCGGUACCGAGAGUUACGGGAUCUGGAGAGGAGGCUGGAUGCGACAAUGACGAGGAAGAGGUUGGACAUCCGGGAUGAGGUGGAUCGGAACGUCAAGCGGUACAAGACGAUGCGUUUGUUCAUCAGUAAUACGGUGGAGGACCAGCCGUGGCAGACAGAUACGCUUGAUGUGGAUGCGUUCGAUUUCAGCACGAACAUACAGUCGUCCUACCGGGUCAAGAUCGAGGGAAGAUUACUGGACGAGCCGGAUGAUGGUCUGGAAAGCGACGACAGCGACGAUGAGGACGAGGCUACGGACGGCGAUGCUAUGAAUGAGGAUGGGAAGGAAGAGACGAGAGCAGCCAAACCAGCACCAAAGCAACCGAAGUUCUCGCACUUUUUCAAGGCCAUGACCGUCGAUUUUGGCUCGAGUAAGUCCAAAGACGGCACGGAACAGAGCGUUGAGUGGAAAAAGCCUGUGACUGCGCCGAAUUCUGCCAAUCUCCCCAAUGCAGCCGACUUCGAUCAACUGGAGUUCAAGCGCGGAGGGGACGAGAAUACCAAUGUUGUCAUCAACCUGACGAGAGACGAGCACCCGGAGAGAUUCCAAUUGAGUCCUCUGCUGGCCGAGGUCCUGGACGUCAAAGUUGCUACGCGUGAUGAGGCUUUGAUGGGUCUUUGGGAGUACAUCACUGCGAAGGGAUUGCAAGAAGAGGACGAGAAGAGAUCUUUCGAGUGCGACGAUCUUCUCAAACAGCUUACCAACCGGGAUAAAGGCUACAUCCCCUACCUGCCCGACCUCCUCAUCCAGCACAUGCAUCCUCUCGAGCCCAUUAAGCUUCCCUAUACCAUCCGCGUCGACAAGGAAUUCCACGAGAACCCCACCCCGACCAUCUACGACGUCCAAGUGCUGGUCGAAGAUCCUCUCAAGUCCGCCUACGAGAACUACCUCAAGAACCCCGAGUACGCGAGCAGCCUCCGUGAAAUCGUAGCCCAUGAUGCCCAUCUCGCAAUCCUGGUGCAGAGUAUUAUGAACUCGAAGAGCAAACACCAGUUCCUCGAUGCGCUGUCCAAGAACCCGACGGAAUUUAUUGCGAAGUGGCUUAGUAGCCAGAAGAGGGACCUGGAGGUGCUGGCUGGCGAGGCUCCGCGAGGUGGAGGCGAGGACGCGAGUGGCGACGAGUGGAGAAAAGGGGGCUCAGAGGGCAUCUGGGGGAGUGAGAUUGUGAAGCAGAGCCUGGCUUUUGUUUAUUUCACCGUUUAUAGCAUCCAUAGCUUCUAUAGCUUCUACGGCUUCCACGGCUUCUACGGCUUCUACGGCUUCUACGGCUUCUACGGCGGCUAUAGCAUCUACGGCGGCUAUUGCAUCUACGGCGGCUAUUGCAUCUACGGCAUCUACGGCUUCCACGGCUUCUACGGCUUCUACGUCAUCUACGGCAUCUACAGCAUCUACAUAAAACGUCUGGAGAUAGGUACUCUACAGGCAGAAAAACAUGGCUCGGGUACGCACGUAACUUUUACCUUACGAUUUCCCUCAAUUGAUGCUACCCACUUCGAACCUGAUUUUACCAGCCUUACUUUGAAAUGA
Drepanopeziza brunnea f. sp. 'multigermtubi' MB_m1 is the source of this 1821-nucleotide messenger RNA. The record is from RefSeq and is a predicted model, not a curated record. NCBI's taxonomy places the organism in Eukaryota, Fungi, Ascomycota, Leotiomycetes, Helotiales, Drepanopezizaceae.